GUUUAAUAUCUGUGAAAUGUGGGAAACAAAUGUGGGAAAAUGAAACAAAGCCGCUGGACAUAACUUCUCGGAAUCCUCCAAAAAGUUCACUGAAAAAAUUUCAGUAAAUGACCACCAUUUUACUAAGAUUAUAUUUCAUCCCAUAUCAUCUCAUCUCAUCUCGUUUCACUUAAUUUCAUCCCAGUUGAUUAAUGUCUCAAAUUAAUCAUCUUCAUUUCAAUUAAUUUCAUUUCAUCAUUUUUCAUAAAAUUAUGAAUAUAAAUUAAAAUAAGACAUGACUUAAAAGUCUUAGUUACCAGGUCUCUAUCAUAAAAUCCCAUAAAACUGUGCUAGAAGUUUACUGGUCAAAAGUGUUUUGAAAUUUAUAAAGUUGUAAUAAAAUCACAAUGCCAUAUUUAAAUACUGAAAACUAUUUAUAUUGAUAAAAAGAUAGUCAACGCAAAAUAAAAAUAUUGGUCCUCUCCUCACAAUGAGUUCGUCCACUCCAAACAAACACUUAAAGCUUGAAAUAAAUAUUGGUGAUCAACUAACGACCAUAUCAUGUGGUCACGUUGUUGCAGAAUUAAUAAAAUUUAUAGCGUAUCAAAGACUGCAGAUUCCUUAUACCUAUCCAUGGUUGAAGCAACUUAUCACCAAAAGGAAGGAACUGGAUCACGAAAAUAGAAAAGAAAGCUUUCAAAGUGAAAAACACUUCCGUACUGCAGAAACCGCACUGAAAAAUUUAGAUCUUAUCCUAAAGAGUCUGCUUCUUGAAAUUAACAGCCCAUCAAUGCCAGAUGAGGUGUGCAUAAUUCUCGGAGCUACACCUAUAACUUGUAAGGAAGUGUAUAGAUUGAUACUGCCAGCUACUUGCCACAGACCACAGUGUCAUUCAAGUCUCAUAGCCAGUGACCAAAAAAUACAUAGAAAUGUAUUUAGAGCAGUAGUGACCUCUGAGAAAUUGAAUGAAAUGUUCUUAAACACUUUAGCUCCAACAAACAUGUUUGUUUUUCUAAAGAAAAGAACCUUUAACGAUCAAGAUGCUUUGCUGGAUACAAGUAACUAUUCAUUUACAAGUGGUCACCGAAUUCCUGCUAGUUCUAGAAUAAUUGUAAUCAAUUUCAGAACAGGAAAUACUGAAAAUUUUAGCUGUUGUAAUGAGUUUAAAAUUUUUAGUGAUGUAUCCACUACUGAUAUUGGCAUUGAGGAUAGUUUCAAUGAAAACUGUGAAGAAUUAAAUGAAAUCGAAUCCACUGACACAAUAAAAUGGUAUCAAUCAUCUUAUGUGAUGAAAGGAUUCAAAGACUGUAUCGUAAACGGUAGUUCUAUUACUAACACAUGGAUGAGUUCUUGAUAUUAGUAGAUUAUUUUAUUAGUAAAAUUAUGACUAAGUUUUUUUGCUGACUGUAUAUCUGUUUGCAUUUGGUAUGUAGCAGUUGAGUUAGUACAGAUAUGUUUUUGAUUUAGUUAAAUAAUCUAGUAGUCAAUCCCAGAUUUUAUUGAAUAACUAUCAUUUAUAUAUUUGUUAAAUUGUAUUGUUUUUAUUAUUAUGUAUCAUUAAUGGUUAACAAAUUUGCAAUAACAGUUGUGCCUUUUAAGAUUUGUUUACAUCAAUUUUCUUUUUAAGUGAAAUGGGAAAUGAAAAAACGAAUGCAAGCUGUGUAUAUUUUUAGAUGCGUAAUGAUGAUAGAUAUUUAUGUAUGUAUUCAGUGUAUUUGAAAAGCUCUGUAGACAAAUAUUUAAAUGGUAGUAAAUAUUGUUAUAAUAAUACUUUCGAUGAUUUAAAGAUAAAACUAUUAGGGAACCUUGUAUAUAGGUACUAAAAGGUGAAAUUAAAUAUUUUUAUUCUGGUCAAGAUAUUAGGUAUAUUAUUGUACUUUAUUAUCAUCAGAAAAAAAGUAUUGUAUUCUUGUGCGCCUUGAUAUGUGUGCAAAUUUUCAUGAUAUCUGAAGGCUUUAAGUUAGUUAAAAUUAGAUUGAAUGAUUUCGUUACUUAUAUUAAUUGAUGUUUGAUACAAGUUGAGCUAGGAUUUUUUAAAGACUGACUUUCAAGACCUCACUAAUGGAUAGUUGUUUAUGUUGUUAAUAAACUGUACCUUAUGCAGAUAAGACUUCUUGAAAAUAAAUAAAUAAAUAAAUAAAAACAGUUUGUGUUACGAAUGUUGAUGGUAUUAUCAUUUUACUGUUGAAUGUGUGGUUCAUUCAUAUAUGUCAGGCUAUAAUUUUGAUAUAAAAGUGUGCAAACUAUCCAAACUAAAACAGUUUAAAAUACGGAUUGGAAGCAUUUUAGAUUAUUGAGGAUAUUGAGACAUUUUUAGAUAGGAACCACCUACAAAUGCAAAAUCGUAAAAGUAAUUUUAAUAAAUGAAUUGGAAAGAGUUUAGUAUUAAGACUAUAAUUACUUAUAGAAUCAAUUUCUAAAAUAAAAAUAUGGUAAUGAAAAUUAGGUGUAUGUAAUGAAAAUAUUUCAAAUUUUAAAUCAUGUCUUCCUAAAUCGUUCAUUUUCUUUUUUAUGUUUUGUAAUAUAUAAUUAUUUAUAUGCAAUAAUGUAAAUCGUUAAAUAAAUCAGUUGUCAAUAUAAUAA
Molecule: messenger RNA, 2562 nt
Organism: Bombyx mori (domestic silkworm)
Lineage: Eukaryota; Metazoa; Arthropoda; Insecta; Lepidoptera; Bombycidae
Exons: 3
Coding region: 470-1333 (287 amino acids)
Biological process (GO): regulation of exit from mitosis
Cellular component (GO): nucleus
Source: RefSeq, a predicted model, not a curated record